GGGUGGGGGGGGGUCAGCGGCAGCAUGCUGGGGCCGAGCACGGUGGUACGCAGCGGGGGGCUGCUCUCGGGCGCCCGCCUGGGCUGCCGCGUGCGGGAGGAAGACGUGGGGCGUCGCGAGACCUUCAGCGCCGAAUGGCUUGACCUGGAGCUCAGCACCCGGCCUGAGGAGGGGUGGUGCCGGCGGGAGGUGGAUGAGCAUCGCCGGGAGACGCUGGAGCAGCGCGGGGAGGUGCGGGUGCUGGAGCAGCGCUCGCCCUGGGGGCUGCUGCGGUUUGGGUGCCUGGGGCAGCCCCUGGCCCAGCACCUCCUGCCCUACGCCCGCACCCUGCCCCUGCCCCUCUUCGCCCCCCCGGACCUCCGCGGUGCCAAGGCGGGGGUCCCCCGUACCCUCUCCCGCUCCCUCUCCCACGAGGCCCAGCGGGGCUGAGUGUGGCGAAGGGACUGGGGGGCUUGGGGGGGGCAGGAGGCUGAUGCUGGGGGGCGGCGGGGGGACCCACACGCCUGGGUCCGCUCGGCCGCCCCAAAGAGGCAGCGCAGGAGGGUGGGGGCAGGUGGGGGUGGGCUCCCGCUUGACUGGGACCCUACCCCGCAGCGGGUGUUGCGGAGGCGGGAAGGAACAGGGUGCCCGUGGUCCGGGGGGCUCCCGGCAGCGACUCGGUUUCCCUGGCAGAGAGAAGGCGAUGCAAGGAUGGGGAGCGCUGAAACCCACCUGGGGCCAAUCGGGGCCCUGGGGGGG
Messenger RNA from Phalacrocorax carbo (great cormorant), 738 nucleotides. The record is from RefSeq and is a predicted model, not a curated record. NCBI's taxonomy places the organism in Eukaryota, Metazoa, Chordata, Aves, Suliformes, Phalacrocoracidae.